AUGUGCACACAUCCUUCAACCAUCCGGCUCCAAUCAUCAAACAAAUACCCAUAUCAAUCACCCGAAGACUAUCAGAAAACUCAUCUAAUAUACACAGUUUCAAUAACAAAAAAAAUAUCAUACGAGGAAGCACUAAAAGAAAGUGGAUACAUACAACUACAAUAUACACCUCCACAACCCCUCUCUCUCUACACCUCUUUUUCUCUUUUCAUUUCUCUCUUUUCACCCCUUUCUCUCUACACCUUUUUCUCUUUUCACUUCUCUCUUUUCACCCCUCUCUCUCUCUACACCUCUUUUUCUCUUCUCUCUUUUUACCCCUCUCUCUCUACACCUCUUUUUCUCUUUUCACCCCUCUCUCUCUACGCCUCUUUCUCUCUUUUCACCCCUCUCUCUUUUCACCCCUCUCUCUACACCUCUUUUUCUCUUUUCACUUCUCUCUUUUCACCCCUCUCUCUCUCUACACCUCUUUUCUCUUUUCACUUCUCUCUUUUCCCCUCUCUCUACUCCUUUUCUCUUUCCCUUCUCUCUCUCUACCUCUUUCUCUUUUUCCCCUCUCUUUUUCACCCCUCUCUCUACCUCUUUUCUCUUUUCCUUCUCUCUUUUCACCCCCUCUCUCUCUCUACCUCUUUUUUUUUCUUUUCACUUCUCUCUUUUCACCCCUCUCUCUCUACACCUCUUUUUCUCUUUUCACUUCUCUCUUUUCAACACUGCGAUAUCAAGCAUCCUUAUCUACAUUUCAUCUUUCUUUAA
Molecule: messenger RNA, 750 nt
Organism: Acanthosepion pharaonis
Lineage: Eukaryota; Metazoa; Mollusca; Cephalopoda; Sepiida; Sepiidae
Source: the annotation of a GenBank genome assembly